AUGUCUCUCACUGACCAGGAAUUGUUCGAGUUGAACAAAAGAGCCGUCACCCAGGGGUUCAAAAUCAAGCCCAGAAUCAAGUACAACACCGUUGGAGGUGUCAAUGGGCCCUUGGUGAUUUUGGACAAUGUCAAGUUUCCCCGUUACAACGAGAUUGUCAACUUGACUUUGCCAGACGGCUCCAUCAGACAGGGGCAAGUUUUGGAAGUCAGAGGAUCUAAGGCUAUUGUCCAAGUUUUCGAAGGUACUUCCGGUAUCGAUGUCAAAAAGACCCGUGUUGAGUUCACCGGCGAGAACUUGAAGAUUGCUGUUUCUGAGGAUAUGCUUGGAAGAAUCUUUGAUGGUUCCGGUAGACCGAUCGAUAAGGGCCCCAAGAUCUUUGCCGAAGACUACUUGGACAUUAACGGUUCUCCAAUCAAUCCUUUUGCCCGUAUCUACCCAGAAGAAAUGAUCUCUACCGGUAUCUCUGCCAUCGAUACCAUGAAUUCCAUCGCCAGAGGCCAGAAGAUUCCUAUUUUCUCUGCUUCUGGUUUGCCUCACAACGAAAUCGCCGCUCAAAUCUGUAGACAAGCCGGUUUGGUUAGACCUACCAAAGACGUUCACGACGGUCAUGAAGAGAAUUUCUCCAUUGUCUUUGCUGCUAUGGGUGUGAACUUGGAAACAUCCCGUUUCUUCAAGCAAGAUUUCGAGGAAAACGGGUCCUUAGAAAGAACUUCGUUGUUCUUGAACUUGGCCAACGAUCCAACCAUUGAAAGAAUCAUUACGCCUCGUUUGGCUUUAACUACCGCUGAAUAUUUGGCCUACCAAACUGAGAGACAUGUCUUGACUAUCUUGACGGAUAUGUCCUCAUAUGCUGAUGCAUUGAGAGAAGUCUCUGCUGCUAGAGAAGAAGUCCCUGGUAGAAGAGGUUAUCCCGGUUACAUGUACACCGAUUUGUCUACUAUCUACGAAAGAGCUGGUAGAGUUGAAGGCAGAAACGGUUCCAUCACCCAGGUGCCUAUCUUGACUAUGCCUAACGACGAUAUUACCCAUCCUAUUCCUGAUUUGACUGGUUAUAUCACUGAAGGUCAGAUCUCUAUCGACAGACAAUUGCACAACAGAGGAAUCUAUCCUCCUAUCAACGUGUUACCAUCUUUGUCUCGUUUGAUGAAGUCUGCAAUUGGUGAAGGUAUGACUAGAAAGGACCACGGUGAUGUUUCUAACCAGUUGUAUGCCAAAUACGCCAUUGGUAGAGACGCCGCUGCAAUGAAAGCAGUCGUUGGUGAGGAAGCCUUGUCUAACGAAGACAAGUUGUCGUUAGAAUUCUUGGAGAAGUUUGAAAAGAACUUCAUCUCCCAGGGAGCCUACGAAAACAGAUCCAUUUUCGAGUCGUUAGACUUGGCCUGGUCGUUGUUGAGAAUCUACCCCAAGGAAUUGUUGAACAGAAUUAGUCCUAAGAUCUUGAACGAGUUCUACGAAAGAGAAAGGGAACAGGAGGAUGAUGAAGAAGAAGACGCAGACAAGUCCCACGACUUGAUUGACGCCUGA
Scheffersomyces stipitis CBS 6054 is the source of this 1527-nucleotide messenger RNA. RefSeq names its product H(+)-transporting V1 sector ATPase subunit B (gene VMA2). Gene Ontology annotation, molecular function: ATP binding; proton-transporting ATPase activity, rotational mechanism. The transcript has a single exon. Lineage: Eukaryota; Fungi; Ascomycota; Pichiomycetes; Serinales; Debaryomycetaceae. Gene Ontology annotation, biological process: proton transmembrane transport; ATP metabolic process. The coding region runs from base 1 to 1527 and encodes 508 amino acids. The record is from RefSeq and is a predicted model, not a curated record. Gene Ontology annotation, cellular component: proton-transporting V-type ATPase, V1 domain.